AUGGAUCGCAGCGAGCUUCAGUACGAUAGAUUGGCGACAAGUGAACGGUUAGUUUGGCCCAAUGUUAAACUGAGCGACAAUAAUGUAUUGCGUCAAGAUUUUCGUUUAAAAGCAAGGAUUUUGUUUGCUGUUCGUGGUCGAUAAACAGUACUGAAAUUUGCAUAAAGUAUGUGUUCUUUAUUCAACCGCGACGACGUCGAGCGUAUUGUGUUCAAACUUCAUUUUACAAAAGGAGAUCCCGCAUAAUAGGUUUUCCUACGUAUACUAUCCUAAUGCAAACGCUAUGUUCAAUAUUCUUCUUACCAGUGGACAUAUAGAACUUAAUCCCGGUCCAACUACCCAGGAGUGUAAUACUAAUAACCCACAAAGACAUACAAUUCCCUUGAUUUCUGGAACUCGGCAAUCGGGGCCUCGCUCGAAUCGUCCUCCUGCAGAUUUGAUAAUACAUACGCAAUUGGUAAAUAUUCCAAUUAAUUAUCAACUUUCCAACCAGCAACACACUGAUUCAAGCCAAACUAGCCUAUGUUCGAAGGUAAAAAAACAUCUGAACAUUGCCUAUCUCAAUAUCCAGUCUCUCAAUAGACAACAUUAUGCAGAACUUAGACACUUUGUUUAUUCACAAGACUUUGACAUUUUAUCCCUUUCAGAGACUUGGUUGAAUUCCUCCAACUCCAACGCUAGUAUUCGCAUCCUAGGUUACAGCCUCUAUAGACUUGAUCGCCUUACAAAGGGAGGGGGUGGGGUUUGUGUAUAUACUAGGAAUGGACUUAAACUUACACCGCGUAAAGACUUAAGCAGUAUUUCACCUGACAACUUUCACCAAUUGUGGAUUCAACGUCAACAACGCAAACUACGAUCAUUGGUUAUUGGAGUGGUAUAUAGACCACCAGAUUGCCCCAUAUCCUGCUUAAGUAAUCAUCUAUCACCGAUUAUGAAUUAUGUUUUAACUCUAAAUAAGGACGUAUUACUCCUUGGAGACCUCAACAGUGACAUGCUCAAAAACGAUCGUCAUUCUACAGCUUUGGAUGAAUUCUGUGUUAUAAUUAUAACUUGAAACAAGUCAUAGACAAACCGACGCGUGUAACUGGGAAUAGUAAAACGUUAAUUGACGUCAUCAUCCUGUCAAAUCCUAGUAUGGUUAAAGAAAGUGGUACACUUGACUUAACUAUAAGUGAUCAUUACCUUAUACAGGUGAACCUUAAUUUGAGAAAACCUAAACAAAGCAAGUCCUACAUCCAGGUGCGCAGCUAUAAAAACUAUAAUAGCUCACGAUUUGCGGAAGAUAUCGGUAAAUUACCUUGGCAUAUUUUGGAUAUAUUUCAUAAUACUGAAGAAAAAGUGGAAACCUUUAAUGAACAGCUUAGGAAAGCAAAGCGUGAAAGACGGAAUGCAGAGAGGAAAUGGAGAGUGUCUAAGUCAGAUGUAGACUUUGUUAAUUUCAAAGGCAAACGAAACUUAGUUAACAGACUCAUGUGUAAAGCGCGUACAGAAUAUUAUACGAGUUUCAUUGAGGAGAACAGUGGUGAUCAGAGAAAAUUGUUUAAUGCAAGUAAACGCCUGUUUGGUCAACAUCAUGAUGAUGGUCUUCGUCCUAAUUUAAACUGUGAAGCUUUUGUUAGUGACAUUGGAAAGUAUUUUGUACAAAAGAUUGAAAACAUACGGACAAACUAGAUAAUAACAAGAUGCAUGCCUCAUCUAGAGAUUUGCAGAAUACUUCUGUUCCACAUGCCGUCGAGGAGUCCGUGCCAAAGUUUUCGGAGUUUAGUGCCCUUACUGAACUUGAUGUAAAAACUCUAAUUGAUCGUGCUACAUUGAAGACCUGUAAUUUAGAUCCACUGCCAUCAAAGUUGGUUUCCCAGUGUGAUGCAUUGUUUCCCAUCAUAACACGAAUUAUCAACCUCUCUUUACAAACUGGACAGUUUCCACAGUUAUGGAAAGAGGCACUUGUCCAUCUACUCCUAAAAAAGCUGGGUUUGGAAGCCAUUUUCAAGAAUUUUAGACCGAUAUCCAAUCUACCAUUUAUGUCUAAACUUGCAGAGAGAGCUGUGUUUGAAUAGAUGCAUGUUCAUAUGGUAGAUCAUGAUUUGUAUCCACCAGGACAGUCAUCAUAUCGGAAAAACCACAGCACUGAAACUGCGCUGCUGAAGGUGAAAAAUGACUCACUGAUGAACAUGAACAAACAACAUGUUUCACUCCUUGCUUUUCUGGACAUGAGUGCGGCCUUUGAUACAGUAGAUCACGGUAUUAUGAUAGAGCGUUUAUCAUCUAAACUAGGGUUUUCCGGUACAGCAAUCAGUUGGUUCUAGUCAUACCUAUGCGGGAGAUCUCAGCUUGUCACUGUUCGUGGUACUGUCUCUGAUAGGUUUGAUGUGGCCUAUGGUGUUCCUCAGGGAUCUUGUUUAGGACCUCUAUUGUUUACAAUUUAUGUGAGUAAACUGUUUGAUGUCGUUCAGAGGCACUUACCAGACGUCCAUUGCUAUGCCGAUGAUUCGCAGUUGUAUGUUGCAUUUAGACCUAAAGUCGAAUCUGAGCAAUCGGAUGCUGUCAUAGCAAUGGAACGAUGCAUUGAAGACAUUAGGAAAUGGAUGAGUGAAGACAAGUUGCUUUUGAAUGAUGAAAAGACCGAGUUCCUCCUUAUCGGAACUAAACAACAACUCGCCAAGGUUAACCUCGAUCACAUUACAGCUGGAACCACUGAUAUUGCUCCUUAA
Messenger RNA from Paramuricea clavata, 2711 nucleotides. The record is from the annotation of a GenBank genome assembly. Lineage: Eukaryota; Metazoa; Cnidaria; Anthozoa; Malacalcyonacea; Plexauridae.